Messenger RNA from Plodia interpunctella (Indianmeal moth), 5406 nucleotides. RefSeq lists its product as uncharacterized. The coding region runs from base 141 to 851 and encodes 236 amino acids. NCBI's taxonomy places the organism in Eukaryota, Metazoa, Arthropoda, Insecta, Lepidoptera, Pyralidae. The transcript has 6 exons. The record is from RefSeq and is a predicted model, not a curated record.
CUACCUGUUGGGCGGGGAAGUAUCGACCGCGCCAGUCCCCGGUCCACCUCGGCCCUCGCCGGACGCCUCGUCUUCUAAUUCCAUAAGUGUGUGAAAAAUGCUGUCGGCGGCUCGUCGGCUGCAUUGAUACUACAUCAGAUAUGCUUCAGUCGUUAUUACAGCCAAGGGAAAAUCAGCGGUUCGUUACAUCUUCAGCGAAAAUGAUCGGCGCGAUGCCUGCAGUGGCCGUCCGGCAUGAGCGGCGGCGGGCGGAGAAGCGGGGCGGCGGGGGGCGGAGGCCCUCCCAGCUGCCUCUCCAACUGGGCAGAGCGCUUGAUGCGGACGGCACGCCCUCGCCGGACCAGCACCGGCUGAGGAAUGAGCUCUAUGUCUGCGGAAAGGUGGCAGCCCUGCACGCCGUUGUGGGGUCCCUCCUCCUGGGUAUCGUGGUGAUGGUGGUGGGGCUGGUACAACUUUCGCCCGGGGCAGAGGCGGCCGCCCAUCGCUACUACCUGAUGGGAGCCGGCGCUGCGCUCAUGGGCACUGGGAUUUUAGGAGCUGUUCUGAGAUGCCUGUGCCUCCACUGGUACAACCGCAAGUUCCGUGAAGAAGAAGAGGAAGAAGAAAACGAGCGGGCGCACAAGAACGGCGUGAGCGUGGUGGAAAGCGGUCACCACCACCACGACAAGCAACACCAUGACCACAGGGGACACGACCACAGGAAUCAUGACAAAGGCCAUGAUAAAUCAGGGGAUAACAAAGAGAAGACCAGUCAUGAUCACAAGCAUGAGAAGCCAAAACUGAAGGCCCAGGCCAGCGUGGGCAAAGACUUCGACCUUGUGAAGCAGCCGUCAGGAGCUAGCGACACUUAAGUCUACCUUGACCAGUAGUUAUAGGUUAAGUUCGUGUUGUGUCGCUGUUAGGUUAAGUAAUGAGUGUAUCGGUCCCUAUAAUUUGAUUGUCUCCAAAAUUGAAUUUCUACAACGUAGUAUGGAUAAUUAAUCUGUGAAUAUCAUACAUGACAAAGUCUACAGAAUUUGUUAAUAAAAUAUAUGUGUAUGUUUACAAAUUUGAUCAUACACUAACAGAAGGAAUUUAAGAAUGUAAUUUUCAUACUAUUGAUUUUUUUUGUGAUAAAGGUUACCGUAGAAUAGAGGGCCGACGCAUAUGAAAGUAUUUUGAAAUUUUAUGUAUGUAUUGUAAAUUUUGGAAGUACGCGCGACCGAAGUCGCUGUGAAAUAAUUGUAUUUCUUAUAUUCUGUACUGUACUUACUUGUACUUUAAGAUAAGUGUCAUUUAGUCUUGUGUAACCCCCAUGCCAUGUCAUUGUGUGGUGUUUCCGUAAAAUCAUUGACAUUUCAGUAGAAUGCAACUCAUUUUAAAAUUAUUCUGUCGCAGUGAUUCUGUCACAUAAUUAUUCGUAUUUCAUAAAUCUUUAUAAUUAGUUAUCGUUUAAUUAUUUUUUCUUAGUAAAUAAGGUAAAGAAUUCGUUACAUAUCAUUUUGUUUAGAACCUAUCCAUCAAACUCAGUAGCAAGAACAUUUCAUCAAAUUGUCUAUCUCUUUAACAUAAAUCAUUCUACGAUAAGAUUUUAGGACAUUGAUUUAAUAUAUUUUUGAGAUUUUUACAAAAAGAUAUCCCAAUUUAUAUUUAAUUUUUAUAAUAUUCGGAUUACAUAAUUGGAAAAGUAUUAAAAAAGACGUUAAAUUAAUUAUACGGACCACGAAAUAAAAGAGUUUAUAAAAAAAAUACAUAAAAUACCAAAUACUUAAAACUAAACGUUGCGUUGUAAAAUAUCACAAUAAUCAUUCUAAAACCUUACCGUCCGAUUCAACAGAAGGUAUUUUUAUUAAACUAUAUUAUAAAAUCUGUAGAAUUUGUAACAAAUAACUUAACUUCAUGUACACAACACACGCACCCCCCAGUAUCAAUCACUCGCAAUAUCCUUUUCUGAUUAUUAUUAGAUAUAAAGACAAAUAUAUGGAAAGCGCAAAAAAUAUAUUUUGUCAGAAAAAAAUCAGGGACUUUUCUAGCAAAAACACUUAAGGAUUUAUGUGCUGAACUCAAUUCAAGCAAUUAUUUUUGUAUUUUAACUAGUAUUUUAACUAUUUCAAAAAUAUUUUAAAGCUUUAAUUAACAAAAUAUAUAUUUUUAAACAAAAUCAUUAUAUUUAAUCUUGUUUAUACCACGAGUAUACUGUGCUAAGAGUGAUAUUUUGUCAAUGGAAAAUUAUUAUAAACUUAUAUUCAGUAUCCCCUGGACAGCAUGACUGUAAUAUUGUUCUUGGAAUAUAAAUUCAAAUAUAGCACAAUGUAUUGUAACAAUAGAUCGUAAUUAAACAUAGGUGUUGUUGGUCAAUGUUUUAAAAAAAUACAGGAAAAUCAUAUACUUAAUCGUAAACAAUUCUUAUCGUACAUACGUACUUCAAUAUAGAAUUUCUCUUCAUUUAUUGUAAAUUUAUGAUUAAUGUUGGUAAAUUUGAAUUAACUACACGUUUUUGUGAAUCAGUUCUUUGGUAGUGCUGGUAGCUUCAGCUGUGGAAUUCUUUCAACACAGUUGAUUGCAAAACUUGCAAUUAUGAUUACAACGUUGCCAUAGAUCCUAUAUUUUGUGAUUCCGAAGUAAUAGUCCGAAUUCACACUUCAUUAUAUCGAGUAAUCAUUAUUAUAUUUAAGGCGAGCAUUAGAGUAACAGUAUUCAUUCCACUACAAUUCGCACUACACUCUCAUGUACACUCAAUGUAAUAAAAGCAUAUCUACUUUUUACAAUUAUGUCUUAAAUAAAUACCUAUAUCGAAUUUAGUAAUAACUCACGUUGAUUUCAUGGCAUCAGUACGUCGCGUCAGGUUUCAUACUCAGCUGCAUUUAAAAUUUGGAAAAAUAUUGGAAUUAAUCCUAAGAGACUGAAAAGAGUGUUCUAAAGUAAAUUUCGAUGAAAUUGUUAAUCAUUUUUGAUAGUUUCUUUAUCUUUGUAACCCGUUUCGGAAUUCGUAGUUCGUGUUUCUCUUUCAUUUGUCACCUUGGGUCCAAAUUGGUCCACUGUCUUGGGAUUUUGAGUGCUUUUUCUACUGCUCUAAAUUCUAAGUUUUAUGUAGUAAGAAUGUGACAACUUUUUCAUAGUAAUUCUAAUAAUUAUAAUCAUAAAAUUAGUAAAAGUUAUAAUUAAUGUGUUCUGUUUAAAAACCAUAUUUAAUAAAGUUCUGAAUUAAUUUAGAGCUUUAUAUAGAAGAUGCAUUCAAAAUGUCAGUUUCCAUUGAGUUUUCAAAACACAAAUUCUAGAUUUAAUCGCUUUUGGCUUAUUAUAGUUUUUGUAUGUUCAGUUCCAAUAUUAUGUAAUAUAGGUAUGAUUUUCAUGCGUAAGAUGACACGAACUGUGCCAAUAUGGAGAUGGUUUUACAAUCAUAUUCGACUGAAAUGCGGAUUCAUGAAACUGCAUGUAUGCUCCCCAUAACAUAUCAUUUAUUUUAACAUUAACAACAUUAUUAUCUGAAUGUAAUAUACAAAUAAGCAUUGUAGUUGCAAUAAUUGCGUCUGACAAUAUCAAAUGAAAUGUUUAUCAUUUGACAUUGUCAUUAGUGAGGGAAAUCAUCUUACGUGUCUAAAAUAAUUAAUAUUCAUUUAAUUUAAUGAUGAAGACAAUGUAUGUUGUGCUGUAUAAUUACUAUAAAUAUAUUCCAUAUUAUUUAUGUUCGUCGAUGUGGUAGCUUAUAAGUAGGUACAUAAUUUAAUGGUAUAUAAAACCGAAUAUAUAUUUCAAGAAACUUGCGUACUUAGAAUAUUUCGCAUUAAGAUUAGGCCAAAUUAAAUAUUUUACUUAAAGCAAAAUCUGUGAAACGUGUACCAAUAAAUUUAAAUGAAUUAAUGAAAAUAUCCGUAAUAGGGCUGGACAAAUGGACCAAAGGGACAAAUCAGCACUUUUGCGAAUAUUUCCCGAUUUUUUUUAUGAAUAUCACGUUACACAGAUGUUUGCCAAUAUUCGCUCAUAGUGCAACUAGGACGGAACACAUAAUUUAUUAUCUUUUGAUUACACAGUCUAUGAAAUAUGAAAAAUAUAGUAAUUAUUGUAUGGAGUAAAGAUAAAAAUAUUAUGGCUUGUACGUGCCAUAUUUAUUAUUGCAUAUAUAUAGAGAAGCGUAUAUAAGUAAUAAGUAUCAAGGAGAUGAUGCUUCCUUGUGCUGCAAAUUUAUAAACCAAAGUCUAGUUGCACUUUCGAAACGACUGAUGAUGCUUGGUAAAUAUAAUUUAAAUCGAGGCCGAAUUUAAAUUGUUAUAGCUAUCUAAAUUUUAUACAUUUUAUUAAAUUCGCUUUUCAUGCAUUGAUUGCAGUGCCAAAGUUACAGUGGUAUGACCACUAGAAAUUAUAUUAGCAGACGUGAUAUUAAUGAUUUCUUGAGAUAUUUCAACUGUUAUAUUCUGGUUUUCAACCUCAAUUGAUAAAUUGGCAAUGCUGCGAAUAUUAAAAAUAGAUUUAACGUUACUUAAAUAUGAUUUUAUUCGAAUAUAUGUUCUUCAAUGUCACUAAAAAUGUAGGCUCUCCGACUAUAUGUAAUUGAUAUGAAAUCGUUUGACACAUUUUGAUUACAGACGACAAAAAAAAAAUUUUUCGUUAUUGAAUGGAAACAUAUUUUUUGUUUUCGUAAUGAUUUAAAUUACAAUUUUGUUAUUUUAAUUUGUGACUUGAUAUGAAUAUGAAUACAUGUAGGAAAUAUCAACGACUUAAGGAAUUGAAUUUAAAAAAGGAACAUCAGUUGUGACGCGCUCAGAAUGUGGUUAUGACAUAUGUCAAAUCGCCUGAAAAAGUGUCCAACAGCAUUAUUAAAUACUAGAAGUAUUAAUACUAAUAAUAGACGAAAAACUAUGCAAAUGACAAAUAUUUUCGGACCGUAAACGCUAUGUUAAAAUUACAUGAUAUAAUAUUUUUUUUGCUUUAAAAAAUUAUAAAUAAAACAAUAAUUAAAGUCCGGACCACGAAAGAAGUCACGCAGACGUGGCGCUACUGUCGCUGUAAACUACAACGUGGCCUAUCUGUUAUUGAUAGUUUAUUAUAUUGCCACGGGCCUUCUUUCGUGGUACAUUCUUUAGGUUGACGAUCUGUCAUUGUCAUAAACGCAUUCUGAUCAUAGCAUGGAGUUAGUAGAAACUCCGUAAGUACGUACUAAAUCUAUGGAUUAUAGUAUUCAAAAAUCUUAAGAUCGCAUAUCUCUUCCAGUGAUUACUUGUAAUACUUUAGUUACAGUUAAGUUGAUAUUUUGGAAGAAAUAAAUUUUAAAGCCACGAAAAAUAAUAGCAAACAAUUUUUUACUAUCAUAGUUUAAAUCAAUAAUCAAAUAAAUAUAUAAGUAUAUUUUUUUAAAUAAUAUAUUAGGACAAAUCACACAGAUUGAGCUAGCCCCAAAGUAAGUUCGAGACUUGUGUUAUGGAAUACUAA